AUGCCAGAGCAGUACGAACCUGGAAAGAUAGUGCUCGCCAAAGUCAAAGGGUAUCCAGCAUGGCCGGCAAUGGUACUUGAUGAAGUUUUACUUCCUUCGAAUAUUUUGCAGAAAAAGCCAAUAAGUCGAACCAAACAACAGAAACAACAGAAACAACAAAAACAACAGAAAGAUGACUUACCGCAGCCUCCGCUACUGGUGCAAUCGGCAAAAAGUAAGGCCACAAACACAAUUCUACCGAUCAAAUUUUUUAGUGAUGACACUUAUAUCUGGAUCAAUAGUCACGACUUGAAACCUCUUUCAGAGGAGGAUAUAACUACAUAUCUUGCAACCAGCUCAACAAAGAAAAGAAGGGACAAUACACUUGAACGCGCAUACCAAUUGGCUUUGGACCCCUUGGAGAUGCUGAUAUUCAUCAAGUAUGGCUCAAAUGGUGAACCAGACCACAUUGAAGAAGAAGAAGAAGAAGAGCACGAGAGCGAGGACGGGGACGAUGACGAGAAAAAAGGGAACGUUAAUGAUGACUUGAGUACCGCACUGGACUCCACAGUUGAUGUUCAUGCACCACCCAAAAAGAAAGCCAAGUUGAACAAUACAAGCAAGAAAUCUAUGAACAAUGCCAGAGAAAAGAUUCCAAAAAAGGCUGUAAAAAAAGUAUCCUCUAAAGCAACAAGCAAAACAGGUGCGAGACGAGUUAAACAAGAUACAGCAGCUGAGCGUAAAAAAGAAGUCGAGAAACAGGCUACGACCGAAUACGAUACCGAUUGGGGACUUGAUGAUUUUAACAAAUACGAUGAAGAAGAAGGGAACUAUAUAUAUGACUUUGAGGACCAACAACAGGCGAUUAUGCUGAAAGUUGCUAGUGCUACAGGAAUGCGCGAAAAUCAUGAACAGAGCUUGCAGAAAUUGCAAAAAUGGGAAGAUGUGAUUGUGGGUGGAUUGAUUGCCAUGAAUUCAGCUGAUAAUGUACUGGGUUCUGAAGAGUUGGACAAGGCACUAACACAGUUUCAAAGCUCAUGGAAAACCAUUCCACGUGUCUUGAUCAACAAGAGUAAGCUACUCAGGGUGCUAAUCUUGAACCAGAGAACACCUGACUUUGUAGAUGAUAAUUACUUGGGCGAAGAUGCGCAAAAAGCCAGAAGUCUACAGGAGAAGAAAAAAUACCGCGAAAGAAUCCGUGUGUUGUUGAGUAAAUUGGGACUCGAAGUGAGGCAAAAUACACGAACCGAACUUGACCUGAAACAAUCGGUCGAGAGCGGUGAGUCAAAACUGGCCACCCCGGAGAUAGAGUCUGUGAAGCAGGAAAGUAUCGAGCCUGUGGCAGCUGCAGCGGCUGGUGACGCAGCUAUGGUGGAGAUCACUAGCGCAAAUGACAUAAAAGAAGAAGCGUAUAAGCCAUCACCAUUGAGCAUUGAAAUUGGCUAG
Lodderomyces elongisporus is the source of this 1425-nucleotide messenger RNA. RefSeq lists its product as uncharacterized. The record is from RefSeq and is a predicted model, not a curated record. The coding region runs from base 1 to 1425 and encodes 474 amino acids. NCBI's taxonomy places the organism in Eukaryota, Fungi, Ascomycota, Pichiomycetes, Serinales, Debaryomycetaceae. The transcript has a single exon.